Messenger RNA from Seminavis robusta, 858 nucleotides. NCBI's taxonomy places the organism in Eukaryota, Bacillariophyta, Bacillariophyceae, Naviculales, Naviculaceae. The record is from the annotation of a GenBank genome assembly.
AAGCGCACUCGUACGCGGUGUCAAGCUCACAAAAAAAGACCUGAAAGAACUGAAAAAACUAAAAAAAGCCAACACUCUACCAUGACAGUUACAACGUCUCAACACACUACCAGAAGCACCCCUCCCGCUCCACGUGAAGGAUUCUUCCUGAACCAACUAGACACUUUCAUUGGCCCUGGCGCAACCACCGCAGAGAUAUUUCUGCAAUUUGGUGCAUCUUUCGUGAUCGGUCUCCUGUGCUUUUGGAUCAAAUACGACAACGACGCGACUGAAGUCUCUACGAAUUGGAAGCACAAUGCUAUCGUGAUUGGGUUGGGGAUGGAUAUGAUUGGCGGCGUCGUAACCAACUCGACAAGUGCCGCGAAACGCUGGUACCACCGCCCUGGGCAGAAUUUUUCCCAGCACAUGACAUUUAUUGCAAUUCACGCAAUGCAAAUUGGAACGGUUGCCUUCCUGUUCUGUCCCCAAAAGGAUCAGCAAUGGUUUUACUUUGCAGCUGUGUAUGGGUGCUUGCUGGUAUCGUCGACGAUUGUGCAUUCUGUCCCGUUGUACCUCCAGCGCCCAAUGGCCAUGUCGUUGGUGGCGACAGCUAUUCCCAUGAGCAUGUCAAAAGUGUUGCCGGAGACACCAGGAAUGGAAUGGUUCAUUCCCUUGCUGUUUCUGAAACUCUUGGUUUCUCACUUGACCCCGGAGACGUCGUUUCAGCCUGGUGAGGCGUGGCACGAGGAAAACGCAAGGGCAAAGAAUGUUUGAGUUGCAAAUGUACAACUGUAGCACCAGCUAAUGGGAGUUAAAACAAGAGUGGCUACACCACGCGACUACUCAGGUAUUGUCAGUUACUGUGCAUUCAUCGCGUCU